Messenger RNA from Colletotrichum scovillei, 1254 nucleotides. RefSeq names its product aquaporin rerated protein, other eukaryote. Gene Ontology annotation, biological process: transmembrane transport. The record is from RefSeq and is a predicted model, not a curated record. The transcript is spliced from 3 exons. Gene Ontology annotation, molecular function: water channel activity. Gene Ontology annotation, cellular component: plasma membrane. Bases 171 to 1181 code for a protein of 336 amino acids. Lineage: Eukaryota; Fungi; Ascomycota; Sordariomycetes; Glomerellales; Glomerellaceae.
UGUCGCCAUCAUACAUGUUCAAAAGGGUCCCCUCCCUUGCACUCGGAUGUUUCUCCCUUCCACCCAUGUCCCUUGAUGGUGAUAGCGCUACCAGCAUCGACGCAAGCAACUGAUUCAGAGGCCAGAGAGAAACAGAAACAGAAGGGAGAUAGAGAAAGGAGAGUUUAAAGAUGUCGAAACCCCAAGACCGCCACCAUGAUCAUGCCAACGGGCAGCACCACGAAAUUCCCCAAACACAUCUCAGCGCCAUGGGAGGCCACCUCGUUGCCGCCUCGGGCGAGUUCGUCGGCACUUUUUUCUUCCUGUACUUUGCGUACGCCGGCAACAUCAUGGUGAUCAAGCAGGGGGUUUCCUCGGCCGGCGAUGGCACGUUGAGCAGCGAGGGCGUCGUCUUCAUCGCUCUGUCGUACGGUCUCUCUCUGCUUGUCAAUGUUUGGACCUUUUACCGCAUCAGCGGUGGUCUCUUCAAUCCUGCGGUCACUCUCGGCCUUUCCCUCGGUGGUCAGUUGCCGUGGAUGCGGUCCGCUUUCCUCGUGCCGGCUCAGAUGCUGGCCGCGAUGUGCGCCGGCGGACUGGUUGAAGCCAUGUUUCCGGGCCAAGUUUCGCAGGCAAACUCGCUGCUUGGCAUUGGGACAUCUGUUGCCCAGGGACUCUUCCUUGAGAUGUUCUUCACCGCACAGCUCGUCAUCGUUGUUUUCAUGUUGGCCGUGGAGAAGUCUCGUGAUACCUUCCUCGCACCAAUCGGUGUCGGGCUGGCUUUAUUUAUGAUUCUCAUUCCAGGUGUCUGGGUUACUGGUGGCUCCCUCAACCCCGCCCGCAGCUUUGGGUGCGCCGUUGCAGGCAGGUCGUUCCCAAACUAUCACUGGAUCUACUGGCUUGGGCCAUGCAUGGGAGCUGCUCUUGCAGCUGCGUACUACCGGUUUGUGAAAUGGGCACACUAUGAAGAGGCCAACCCUGGCCAGGAUCUACCAGCAGACCCGAAAGAUUUAGCUGCGGCCAACCCGGGAAGCCAUGGGCUAAGUCAAACCCCCCACUUCCCGGCACCCCCCUGUUUCUGGCACCCACAAAAACGCGAAAAUCCACCACAACGCAAUGCCCACCCCCAACCUCCUUUUAUCACAACAUUUUCAAUUCGAGUCCAAAUGGGCUCAUUUUUUGCACAUACCUUCUUCUAUAUCUAAUGCCUCAAUAUACCGAAGAUCAGCUUCGUCAGGCUCUCGAGGACAUCUCAAACGGCAAGAGUCAAAAGAGAGC